UUCCACCCUGGUUUUUAAUUCGUCCCUCCAACGUUUAUGCCUACGAAAGUAUGGAUAUUGAGUUUGAAUGUGCUGUGGCUGGGAAGCCUGUUCCUACAGUGGAGUGGAUCAAGAAUGGAGAAGUGGUCAUUCCAAGUGACUACUUUCAGAUAGUGGGUGGCAGCAACUUAAGGAUUCUGGGCUUGGUAAAGUCAGAUGAAGGUUUUUAUCAGUGUGUAGCUGAAAAUGAAGCUGGAAACUCACAGGCCAGUGCACAGCUAAUCAUCCCGGAGCCUGCUGUCCCAAGCUCCAGUGUCCUCCCCUCUGCCCCCCGAGAUGUGGUCCCUGUGUUGGUCUCCAGCCGCUUUGUCCGUCUCAGCUGGCGCCCGCCCGCGGAAGCCAGAGGCAACGUCCACACCUACACGGUCUUCUUCUCCAGGGAUGGCAUCAACAGGGAACGGGCAGUGAACACCUCUCAAUCUGGGACACUCCAGCUGACCGUGGGCAACCUGAAGCCAGAGGAGACCUACACCUUCAGAGUGGUGGCCUACAACGAGUGGGGACCAGGAGAGACCUCCCAGCUCAUCAAGGUGGCCACGCAGCCCGAGCUGCAAGUCCCUGGGCCGGUGGAAAACCUACGGGCUGUGUCUACCUCCCCCACCUCCAUCCUGGUCUCCUGGGAUCCUCCAGCCUAUGCCAAUGGCCCUGUUCAAGGCUACAGGCUCUUCUGUACAGAGACAGCAACUGGAAGAGAGCAGACCGUGGAGGUGGACGGGCUGUCCUACCAGCUGGAGGGGCUGAAGAAGUUCACCGAGUACACCCUGCGCUUCCUCGCCUACAACCGCUACGGCCCCGGCGGCUCCAGCCAGGACGUGGUGGUCACCACCCUUUCAGAUGUGCCCAGCGCGACGCCUCAGAACGUCUCCUUGGAAGUGGUUAACUCCAGGAGCAUCAAAGUGAGCUGGUUGCCUCCACCACCAGGUACUCAAAAUGGAUUUAUUACAGGCUAUAAAAUCCGACACAGAAAAACCACCCGCAGGGGGGAGAUUGAAACACUGGAGCCCAACAACCUCUGGUACUUGUUCACAGGACUGGAGAAAGGAAGCCAGUACAGUUUCCAGGUGGCUGCCAUGACAGUGAAUGGGACAGGACCCCCCUCGGACUGGUACACGGCAGAAACCCCCGAGAACGACCUCGAUGAAUCUCAGGUUCCUGACCAGCCAAGCUCCCUCCACGUCAGGCCCUUGACAACAAGCAUUGUCAUGAGUUGGACUCCCCCUCUGAACCCCAACAUCGUGGUCCGUGGCUACAUCAUCGGCUACGGCGUGGGCAGCCCCUACGCCGAGACCGUGAGGGUGGACAGCAAACAACGUUACUACUCCAUUGAAAACCUGGAGCCAAGUUCCCAUUAUGUCAUUUCCUUGAAGGCCUUUAACAAUGCAGGAGAAGGGGUCCCUCUCUAUGAAAGUGCCACCACCAGGUCCAUGACAGUCCCAGAUAUCUCCACCCCCAUGCUCCCACCAGUAGGUGUCCAGGCUGUUGCACUUACACAUGAUGCAGUGAGGGUCAUCUGGGCAGACAACUCUGUCCCCAAGAACCAAAAGGCAACGGAGGUUCGUUUCUACACGGUGCGAUGGAGAACGAGCUACUCGACCAGUGCCAAGUACAAGUCAGCAGACACAACUGCUCUGAGUCACACCGUGCUGGGGCUGAAGCCCAACACCAUGUAUGAGUUCUCUGUCAUGGUCACCAAGGGGCGACGGUCCAGCACCUGGAGCAUGACGGCGCACGCCACCACCUACGAAGCAGCUCCAACCUCUGCUCCCAAGGACCUGACAGUUAUUACAAGGGAAGGGAAGCCCCGGGCUGUCACUGUCAGCUGGCAGCCACCCUUGGAAGCCAAUGGAAAAAUUACUGCUUACAUCCUCUUCUACACCCUGGACAAGAACGCUCCCAUUGACGACUGGAUGAUGGAGUCCAUCAGCGGCGACCGCCUGACCCACCAGGUGCUGGACCUCAACCUGGACACUGUCUACUACUUCAGAAUCCAAGCUCGGAAUGCCAAGGGUGUGGGGCCUCUCUCAGAUCCUAUUUUCUUCCGGACACUGAAAGUGGAGCACCCUGACAAAAUGGCCAAUGACCAAGGUCGUCACGGGGAUGGUUCCUUCUGGCCAGUGGACACCAACCUGAUUGACAGGAGCAGCCUAAAUGAGCCCCCCAUCGGGCAGAUGCACCCUCCCCACGGCAGCGUCACCCCCCAGAAGAGCAGCAACCUGCUGGUGGUCAUCGUGGUCACCGUGGGGGCCCUCACGGUGGUGGUGGUGGCCGUGGUGGCCGUGGUGUGCACCCGGCGCUCCUCGGCCCAGCAGAGGAAGAAACGUGCAACCCACAGUGCUGCCAAAAGGAAAGGCAGCCAGAAGGACCUGAGGCCUCCAGAUCUGUGGAUCCACCACGAGGAGAUGGAGAUGAAGAACAUUGAGAAACCAGCAGGCUCAGACCCUGCAGGAAGGGACUCCCCAAUGCAGAGCUGCCAGGACAUCACCCCCGUGAGCCACAGCCAGUCAGAAACACAACUGGGCAACAAGAGCACCCCACAACCAGGCCCUGAGACAGAAGAGGUUGGGAGCAGCAUGUCCACGCUGGAGCGCUCGCUGGCUGCCCGCAGAGCCACCCGGGCCAAGCUCAUGAUCCCCAUGGAGACCCAACCCAACAACCCUCCUGUGGUCAGUGCCAUCCCAGUGCCAACCCUGGAGAGCGCCCAGUACCCCGGGAUCCUGCCGUCGCCCACCUGCGGGUACCCGCACCCGCAGUUCACCCUGCGCCCGGUGCCCUUCCCGACCCUCUCUGUGGACAGGACCUUUGGAGCAGGACGAACUGCCACAGAAGGGCCAGCAGCCCAGCAGCCCUCCCUGCUGCCCCCCAGCCAGCCCGAGCACCCCGGCAGCGAGGACGCCCCCAGCAGGACCAUCCCCACCGCCUGUGUCCGCCCCACCCACCCUCUCCGCAGCUUCGCCAACCCCCUGCUACCUCCACCCAUGAGUGCAAUAGAACCCAAAGUCCCUUACACCCCACUUCUGGCUCAAACAGGGCCCAGCCUCCCCAAGGCUCAGGUUAAAACAGCAUCCCUUGGCUUGGCAGGCAAGGCCAGGUCCCCCCUGCUGCCCGUCUCCGUGCCCACUGCCCCAGAGGCUGCAGAAGAAGGCCACAAGCAGACAGAGGACUCUGCCAACGUUUAUGAGCAGGAUGACCUGAGUGAACAGAUGGCCAGUUUGGAGGGACUCAUGAAGCAACUCAACGCCAUCACGGGCUCAGCCUUCUAG
Molecule: messenger RNA, 3299 nt
Organism: Chaetura pelagica (chimney swift)
Lineage: Eukaryota; Metazoa; Chordata; Aves; Apodiformes; Apodidae
Gene: DCC
Product: DCC netrin 1 receptor
Exons: 24
Biological process (GO): cell-cell adhesion
Cellular component (GO): membrane
Molecular function (GO): protein binding
Source: RefSeq, a predicted model, not a curated record